Molecule: messenger RNA, 1587 nt
Organism: Rhinocladiella mackenziei CBS 650.93
Lineage: Eukaryota; Fungi; Ascomycota; Eurotiomycetes; Chaetothyriales; Herpotrichiellaceae
Exons: 1
Coding region: 1-1587 (528 amino acids)
Biological process (GO): mitochondrial translational initiation
Cellular component (GO): mitochondrial small ribosomal subunit
Molecular function (GO): structural constituent of ribosome
Source: RefSeq, a predicted model, not a curated record
AUGACCGCGGUGCGCCUGUCACCGGCAGCGAACCUGCUUCGACAUUCCAAACUCUUCGCUGUCCCAUCACCAUUAUCUCUUCCAGCAACUGAACCUUCGUCCGAACCCAUUGCACACUCCGACACAGCAACCACCCCUUACCCCAUUCGAGCGGCCUUUGAGACCCCGACAUCUUCAUUGCAUAGAGGAGAUUGGGGCUUGAAAAGAUCACUUCCAGUCGCCACCACAACGAAGUCGGGCACGCCAGUCAUUCGGAUUCAAGGAGGAAUUGAUACCCCCGAGCACAUUGCCGAUUUCGAGUCUGCCGCAGAUCAUGUCUUGACCCUUCGCAAAUACCAAGAGCUGAAUCUCAGAGUGACCCUUCCAGCUCCAAGAGAAUGGAGGUCAAAUGUGCGUACGAGUGCCUUCCAUCCCGAGGUGGAUCACUCGGCGGAUACAGCUCUACCGAAGCUCAACAAGAGUAAUGCGCCAUCUUCGUGGCUUCAAAUGGGCUCUGCUGAGCGGGCGGCCCAAAUGCCAAAGCAUCUAAAAGAUACCCUGGAGGAGAUCGCCAAGGUCAAGGCUGCGGAAGCUGGAUCUGAAGCUACUCCAGCAAGUCAACCGCCGCCCACCCGACCACCGUCAUCGAUUCCUGCGCAAACCCGGCGACGAUGGCGCUACUCUGGUCCAUAUUUGGCAGGAAUGAAUGGAAUGGAGUUUGACGCGUUUCUAAACAAAAUUACGAGAGAAAAGAAAGCGGCUUUUCGGGCUUAUGUCAAAGAACAUAUGCGCAUGCAGCGCUUCGAUCAGAAGCGUGCGGAAGCUCUUGACCAAGGUCGCGGUAACACUGCAGUUCAUGACACCGCCGAGAUUACUGACGAAGAUGUCACACGAUAUCUUCGAUACCUACGUUCUGAGCCGGGUAAGUUUGGCCCGUUAAUCGUCGAAUUUUUCGAUCUUGCAGAUGGUCCAAAACCCACCCCGGAAACCACCGAACCUUGGUCAUAUGGACGUGAUACGAUCUCUGCAGAUCCGUACAAGGAAUCUGGACCUCCCAGAACCCAUCCCUCUGCUGGGUUAUCCUAUCUCAAAUCCGACAUGUUUUCUCCAAACGACAUAACGGUUGGCCCCAGCGCAACCCGCCAUCCUGUCCCGGCUCGACUUCUGAAAUCCAAUCCUAUCACUCACGGCAAAAACAUGCCAUAUAUCGGUGUGGCUGGAUUUGUUGUCCCGCAACCUAGCUACACCUCAUUGACGGACUUCAAUUGGAAAUGGGAACCCAAAAAGGAUGGUCCCAAGUUUGUCGUUACUCCCACAAUCACCACGAUUUCACAAGCUGGGAAAGUCGAGAUUCAGAGCAAAAUUCAGCCGAAAUGGCAUUUGGAGGAUGAUUUUCCUGUUAACAGCGCGGACAGGAAAGCCAGGGGAGACGCGACUACCACGACGACCAAUAUUUCAUCUUCACAGCUUCCGAACCUGGACAACCGUGGUCCGAGAAAUCGAUAUUCACGGUAUCGGUUUACGCCUGAACCCAGUCAAGAUAUUAGCGCGGAGUUGGAUAUAAUGACGCGAGAAGCAUCCAGGUCUCUUGGAAGGAAAAUUAUUUAG